AAACACAAAAGAGUUCUUCAACGACGAGAUUGAGAAACGAGAAACGACGAUGGCGACGAAUCUCCUGAAACUCUCCUCUCAAAUCCGCCGCCUCUCUCCACUCACCAGAUCCCUAACCGUCCGCACCUCCGCCACAUCCACCGGAUCGAAGAAAGUCUCCGAUCGAAUCGUCAAGCUCUCCGCGAUCGACGCCGACGGAGACAAGAAGGACAUCAUCGGCCUCUCCGGCCAGACUCUCCUCCGCGCGCUCACCCACACCGGCCUGAUCGAUCCGCUGUCGCAUCGCUUGGAGGAUAUCGACGCUUGCUCGGCCGAGUGCGAGGUCCAGAUCGCUGAGGAAUGGCUCGAGAAGCUUCCUCCGCGUACCUACGACGAGGAGUACGUGCUGAAGCGUAACUCGAGAUCACGUGUGCUGAACAAGCACUCGCGUCUCGGGUGUCAGGUUGUGUUGACGCAGGAGCUUCAAGGUAUGGUUGUGGCUGUCCCUGAAGCUAAGCCUUGGGAUAUCCCGUAAGUGUAGUUGGUCUCUAUUUGUUGUUUUUGCGUUAUUGGGAAUAAAUCGAUUUGGAAAGUUAAGUACUUUUGGCAGAUGAUUAUGAUAAUGAAUCUGUGAUCUUCCUUUUGAAAGUUUAUUGUAAUGUGGGUGAAGAACUUGCUUGUUUUAACGAUUCCCUGCUUCUGAGUAUGGGUUUGCAUUUUAAUUAAAUAUUGCUUUCUUGGUUUUA
Brassica rapa (field mustard) is the source of this 725-nucleotide messenger RNA. Its product is annotated as 2Fe-2S ferredoxin. NCBI's taxonomy places the organism in Eukaryota, Viridiplantae, Streptophyta, Magnoliopsida, Brassicales, Brassicaceae. Gene Ontology annotation, cellular component: mitochondrion. The record is from RefSeq and is a predicted model, not a curated record. Gene Ontology annotation, molecular function: 2 iron, 2 sulfur cluster binding; electron transfer activity. Gene Ontology annotation, biological process: P450-containing electron transport chain.